AUGUUUUUACACGGUUUGGCCAUGAAUCAAACCGAGCUUCUUCAUUUCUUCAUUUCUGCCGUCGCCGCCGUUCGUUCCUUCCUCUUCAGUCGCCGUCGCCGCCCUUCGUUCCUUCCUCUUCAGUCGUCGUCGCCGCCGUUCGUUCCUUCCUCUUCAGUCGUCGCCGCCGCCGGUCAUUCCGUCUUCUCCACCUUGAUGAACAAUGUAUACUGUGUGAUGACAAAACCAAAUGGGGCUCUUCUACCUAAAUUUGCAAUGUUGAGCAAUUUGAAACUUGGCUUUGUUAGUGUUGAAGUUUUGUUGGGCUUAAUUCAAAACGCUCCUGCUCUCAAUACUCACUUUUCAAGGUUGGGAAUAUUGAAAUUCAACCAUGAGCUUCUUAACUCUGCUGCUGUGCCAGAUUGUUUGACAUCCAGUCUCCAAGUUGUGAAAUUUGGAUAUGUCCGUGGAUACGAGCAUGAGCUUUUAUUAGCUAAAUAUUUAACAACCUAUUCAAGCUCUCUUCAUCCUUCGUCGUCCUCUCUUCAUCAAACUGUAAUUUACAUUCAGGGUUUCGUUCUCAAAGUUUCUUGUUAUUACAAAACCCUUCAACAGUUAGCAAGAACGAAACCCAAGGGAUUUUGA
This is a messenger RNA of Vicia faba (fava bean), 624 nucleotides long. Lineage: Eukaryota; Viridiplantae; Streptophyta; Magnoliopsida; Fabales; Fabaceae. The record is from the annotation of a GenBank genome assembly.